AUGGAGCGCCGUCCAUCCACCGCCAACUCCGUUGCCAGCAGCACACACCAUCAGCACAAGCGCUCGGCCUCAAGAGUUGUUGACGUCCAGGUCAAUGUGCAGACAAUCAUAUCGCUGUUUGUCCGCAACUUGCGCCUGCUGAAGUUCGAUCUCCUGCAAGACUGGCCAGCAAUCACACCCGCAAGUCUCGGCAAUCAAGAUGCGCGCACGAGGAUUCGCUGUGCGGAGUGGGCAUUGUAUCAACUAUUCCGUGUGUAUGACCCGGCAACGACAUCGGACAAGCUACAGCCCUUCUUCCCACCACUCGAGCCACUACAGAGCAUAAACCUACGAGCAGCGCUGUACAGAUGCCUGGACGGACUGAAGAAAGGCGGUGUGCUGGGAAGGGAGACAGUCUUGAGGAAGUCGAUGCUGGAUGACUGCCAAGGGGACAAGUUCUGGGAGCUAUGUCUGUCCUUCUCGACGAUUGUGCUGCGGAAGGCUGUCGUGGACAAGACGAGCAGGCACAAACAUGGCAAACCUCUCGCACAGAGGCUAGGGAUCGCACAAGGUCUGAGCCGGGGUCAGAAGGACAGCAUGCUGCCGUUGGCCAUUGCACACAAAGCGGCUCUUGCUAAGGUGCUGUCAGAGAAGGAGCGAAGGAGGCAGACCUAUGACACGCUCUUCGAUGUCUUUGUGGACAAGGAGAGUGACUUGCAUGACCGCAAAGCGGACAUACAGCACCGGAGAGUCAAACAGUCCAGAGCUGCCAUUGCUGAGGAAAUGCUGGAACAGGACUGGCUCGCAAGUGAGGAGGUCCGCUCUGCUUUGCUAAAUGGUGAUGAUGCUGCUGGUGGGGAUAGUCUCCUCACCAAGUCCUUUGCUCAAGUAUGGGCAAUGAACGAAAAGAAUCGUCUGUUUUGGAGCAGAUCUGCCGAAGUGGGAUUACUUGAGGGCCUGGAGCACCGGACUCGCCAGCAAAAGCAGCGACUGCAACGAUGGCAGAAGUUCCACGAUAAGCUGGUACAGUCUAAGCAACCUACAUCGAAAGGAGGUGCGGGUGCAGUCGCAUCAAAGUUGCGCUUCGACCAACACCGGAACAUGACCCUACGUGACAUGGCUUGCGAUCCAAAUCCUCCUUCACCGAAGCAGCAUAAGAAACACGACAGUGUAAUGAAGUAUGAUGAGAUUUUGUCCGCGAUGCGUGAGGAGCUCCGCAAGACGUCGGCAAUGGAAGUGCCACGUUCACCCAAGAAGAAGGACCCCGAAAUUACACCUCGGCCACGACAGCACUCAUACGAUGCCAGGAAGCCAAGCAUAACAUCACUUGAUGGGACCAGCGAGCAGCAUCACAGGACACAUUCUCAGACAGCUGUGCCUUUCCGACCGCAGUUUGGAAGGCGAGUGUCGUCAAGAUCUCGUUCGUAUCAACAGCCAAAGGUCAUUCGCCAGCUCGAGCCUAUACCACUGAAGUCAGAGAUCUUCUCACCGCUCAAGACGAAGGGCAUUGGCAUGUCGCCAGCUUCAGAUGGCAGGAUGUCUGUCUUUACGUCGCCUGUGGAAGAGUCGCCUGGCCAACAAAUGGGUGAUGUGGUGGGUGGCGCCGCUGCUCAACACAGCCGUCAGGAUAGUACGAGUUCGCUGGCACUUGCCAUAAGCACUUCCAGCACCCCGUCAAAGACUGGGUCUGGCACUAGCACACCGCAGUCAGCCAGGUCGAGCUACGGUAAUCAUGAUAGUGCUGUUGAGAUGCCAAUGAAGGCGUCGACACUUGGCCCUGCAGGCAGGAACCUGGAUGGCAUGGGAAGAACGGUGCGACCCUCACUGGCCGAUCGCACGCGCAUGUCGAUGGCGUUGAAGAGCACUGAGGAUAGCGGCGACGUAGAGUCGGACGCUGUUUCGGCCAGCACUGACAAAGCGGAAGUAACAGACGAGCCGGAGACAACUGCGCUUGAACGUCGAGCAACGCUUCAGGAACGAACGCGACAGUCCAUCUCCUUGGCUCCACAGCCGGUGCCCAAAGUCAACAAACGUUCCUCGCACGCACGCUCGCGUACGUCCACCUUCCCAGUCAACCAAUUCGAGACGCCGCCAAGACGCUCCACCGUCAGCAUCUCAGUACAAGAAGAAGAGCAUCUCCCUCGCCGCGACAUCACACCCCGCGACAAGCUCUUCGAGGAGGACGCCGAAUACGCCAGCAUCUUCAAGCCCAGACCGAAGAUAAAGUUGAGCCCAAUCGUCAGUCCGGACGCGGUUGGGCAUGAUCAUGAUAGUGAUGUUGAAGGAAGCCCACUGGUUGGGCGAGAGAACGAGUGA
Molecule: messenger RNA, 2295 nt
Organism: Fulvia fulva
Lineage: Eukaryota; Fungi; Ascomycota; Dothideomycetes; Mycosphaerellales; Mycosphaerellaceae
Exons: 1
Coding region: 1-2295 (764 amino acids)
Source: RefSeq, a predicted model, not a curated record